UGUUGCCGAGGCACAGGAAGAAUAAUAUUUAGAUGCUCUUACGGCUAAAAUAGCAAAUUCUCCAACAUUAAUGAAACGAAGGAGUUUAUUUUCGGUGUCUGGCAGUUGACUACUAUAAUGGUGAAGCUGAGGGCGAGAUGUCUGCUACUCGGUAAGGUUAUGAGAUCCUGCAGUGGGGAAAAGUGCCCUAUCUCAUAUAUUCCACAGUGAUGGUACUCUCUUUCAGAAGAACUACAGCAUGACAACCGGAGUGGAGCUGCUGAUGAAAUGUGUCAACAUCCCAGAGACUAAUGACAGUGUGGAGCUCUACAUCAUAGACUCAGCGGGGAAGGAGACAUUAGUGGAAACCUGCGAGAAAAUGUGGGGUGAGCCAUCGUUACUCUGUCUGGUUUUUGACCUGACCAGUGAGCACUCUUUUGCCAACUGUAGCCGCUGGAUGGAGAGAGUCCGUGUCCACUGCCACGGGCUCCAUGUUCCAGGUGUCCUGGUGGGCAACAAGUCAGACCUGUCCACAAGAAGAGAGGUACAGGCAUCCAUGGCCCAGGAAUGGGCCCAGAGCCAGGGCUUAGAGUACCAUGAGACAUCGGCUAAGGAGAUGGAAAACUGUGAUGCGCCGUUCCUCAGUUUAGCCCGGAUCUUCCACUCUCUCUACCACGAGUGUCGGGAGACCAUCCAGAGCCUGAGUCCAGGCUAGAGCCCUUCCCACUAGCACACACACCGCGACUUUUGCCCCAAACGACAGCAGGCACUGGAUUUCCAUUCAGAGAAUUUAAUAAGCUUCAUGGAUAAUGCAUGUGAGGAUGAACCCCUGCAUUCUUUUGUACCACCCAGGCUGCAGUCCCGACAGAGGGUGGCUUGUUCACAAUAAUAUUUUGAUAUGCUGAUGAAUAAAGUUGUUUUUUUGUGACAAUCAGGACUUG
Molecule: messenger RNA, 920 nt
Organism: Monopterus albus (swamp eel)
Lineage: Eukaryota; Metazoa; Chordata; Actinopteri; Synbranchiformes; Synbranchidae
Gene: ift27
Product: intraflagellar transport 27 homolog (Chlamydomonas)
Exons: 7
Coding region: 239-694 (151 amino acids)
Molecular function (GO): GTP binding; GTPase activity
Source: RefSeq, a predicted model, not a curated record